Solanum dulcamara is the source of this 1455-nucleotide messenger RNA. RefSeq names its product zinc transporter 5-like. The record is from RefSeq and is a predicted model, not a curated record. The coding region runs from base 189 to 1208 and encodes 339 amino acids. Gene Ontology annotation, cellular component: plasma membrane. Gene Ontology annotation, biological process: zinc ion transmembrane transport. Gene Ontology annotation, molecular function: zinc ion transmembrane transporter activity. NCBI's taxonomy places the organism in Eukaryota, Viridiplantae, Streptophyta, Magnoliopsida, Solanales, Solanaceae. The transcript is spliced from 3 exons.
UCAAGUUGUAUGACUUUGUAUUCUAUAUAGUGCAAAUCUUUCUUGGUUUUGUCUCAUCAUUUUCUCUUUUUUUAAUAGUUGAUAUGUGUCAAUAGUACUCCAUAAAACACCCUAAACUAUCAUUGGGAAACACCCUAAAUUAUCAUUGGGAUCACAUAAUAGAAACCUUACGCAUAUUAAUCUUAGUCAUGGCAAAGUUAGAAAAGGUGGUAUUUUGGUACAUUCUAUUGCUUCUUCCCGCCAUAGUGUUAGGCAAGUGUACUUGCGAUCCCGAUGACGAGGGAAGAAAUAAAAAAGAGGCGCUCAAGUACAAAAUGGCAGCACUCGCAUCCAUUUUGGUUGCGAGUACAAUUGGGGUGUGUAUUCCGGUGCUGGGCAAGGUGAUUCCCACCUUAAGUCCAGAGAGGAAUUUCUUCUUCAUAAUCAAAGCUUUCGCAGCUGGUGUGAUCCUAUCAACGGGGUUUAUACACGUGCUCCCUGAUGCAUUUGAAAGCCUAACAUCGCCGUGUUUGAAAGAGCAUCCCUGGAGAGAUUUCCCUUUUAGUGGAUUUGUUGCUAUGGUUUCCGCAAUGGCGACUCUGAUGGUGGAUACUUAUGCUACUUCUUAUUAUAAUAAGAAAAAUUUGAAAAGUGUAGUGGUGGCUCAGUCUGGAGAGGAAGGAGGAGUUAUUAAUCAUGCUCACUCUCAUGGUUCAGCAUCAAUGAUGGCUAAUUCUGAGUCCGAACUACUUCGUUACCGUGUUAUCUCUCAGGUUUUAGAAUUGGGAAUAAUAGUACACUCAGUGAUAAUAGGAAUAGCUUUGGGUGCUUCUGAAAGUCCCAAAACCAUAAAGCCUCUUGUUGCUGCUUUGACUUUUCAUCAGUUUUUCGAAGGCUUGGGACUUGGUGGAUGCAUUGCUCAGGCAAAAUUGAAGACCCGCACAAUUGCAAUUAUGGUUUUAUUUUUCUCGCUCACAACCCCAAUCGGAAUAGGAAUUGGGCUGAUAAUAACAAACGUUUACGAUGAGAACAGUCCAACAGCUCUUAUUGUUGAAGGAACAUUUAAUUCGGCUUCAGCUGGCAUUUUGAUUUAUAUGGCACUGGUUGAUUUCUUAGCUGCCGAUUUCAUGCAUCCAAGAAUGCAAGGCAAUGGAAAGCUUCAAUUAGGGGCCAAUAUUUCACUUCUUCUUGGUGCUGGACUCAUGUCUAUGCUAGCCAAAUGGGCUUAAUUGAUCAAUAUGGAGCAAUAUCAAUUUCACAUCUUUUUUUUUUUGCAUCUUCUUUUGACAGUUGGUUCUACAGUAUACGAUUAUAAAUCUUUUUAAAACUACAUUGAUUGACUUGUUUUGUUUAUAUAUAUGGUAGAUUCUGCUUUCUUCGUGUGAAGUGUUCUUCGUAAAAUGUUGGUUGAGAGCAACCAGUACAUUGUGUAAUAAAUAAAAACAGUGCCUAGUUGGUAUUUGAAUAUUGGAACAA